AUGCUGGAAUUGGAAGGAGAAAUGGGUCAUAAAAUAAAACCAUCAGAAACCAUGGAAGAAAUGAAGAAACAACUGAAACUGGCCGGGCCAUUUUGCCUGGCGAGUUUCUUGAGUUACAGUUUGGAGAUAAUAUCAGUGAUGUUCAUUGGCCAUCUUGGAGAGCUCUCACUUUCUGCUGCUUCAAUGGCCUCUUCUUUUGCUGCUGUUACUGGUUAUCACUUUUUGCUCGGAACUGGAAGUGCACUCGAGACGUUUUGUGGACAAGCUUAUGGAGCACAACAAUAUCACAUGCUCAGUGUAUAUACACAAAGGGCCAUGCUUAUUUUAAUGCUUAUGUGCAUUCCUAUAUCGAUCAUAUGGACUUACACAUCCACUAUCUUCAUUUGGUUCGGUCAAGAUGCAGAAAUUUCCAUGAAAGCCGAAGCAUACAUACAUUGGUUGAUUCCAAGUAUUUUUCCUUAUGGGAUUCUUCAAUGUCAGUUCAGAUUCUUGCAAGCUCAAAGUGAUACCAAAAUCUUAAUGUUAAGUGGUGGUUUGACAUGCUUAGUUCACAUUCUCGUGUGUUGGAUAAUGAUCUUUAAGCUUGGAUUAGGCAGUAAUGGGGCUGCCUUGGCCUGUGCUGUUUCAUAUUGGACUUAUGUGUCGAUUUUGGCAAUUUAUAUCAAGUAUUCACGAGCGUUUGAGAAAACAUGGCCGGGGUUUUCCAAAGAAGCGUUCAAGAAUCUUGGAGAGUUCAUUUCAUUGAGUAUACCGUCUGCGCUCAUGAUCUGCUUGGAAUACUGGUCAUACGAGUUUUUGGUUCUCAUGUCGGGACUUCUUCCUAAUCCUAAGCUUGAAACAUCAAUGAUGUCUGUUAGCCUCACGACUAGUUCACUUAUCUUUCGGAUUCCUUAUGGUUUUGGGAGUGCAGUAAGCACAAGGGUUUCAAAUGAGUUAGGAGCCGGGCGACCUCAGUCUGCACAAUUAGCUGCACACGUUGUAAUGUUCAUGGCCAUUACAGAAGGACUGGUGGUUAGCUUGUUUUUAGUUUCGGUUCGCAACAUAUGGGGCUAUUUGUUCACUAAUGAAGUUGAGGUUGUGAGUUAUUUGUCUUCUAUAAUGGCGGUUCUUGCCCUAUCCAACUUCUUUGACGGUAUACAAGGCGUACUUUCAGGUCUUGCAAGAGGUUGUGGAUCACAAAAGAUCGGCGCUUUUGUGAAUCUUGGAGCAUAUUAUCUAGUUGGUAUACCUUUAGCAACCAUCUUGGCAUUUGUGUAUUCUUAUGGAGGAAAGGGACUUUGGAUGGGAAUCAUCGGUGGAAGCAGUGUUCAAGCACUACUUUUUGUUGUUAUAAGUAUGCGCACAAAUUGGGACCUAGAGGCUACAAAAGCUCAGAACCGGGUCUAUGCUCCUGUACCCAAGUGA
Molecule: messenger RNA, 1404 nt
Organism: Erigeron canadensis
Lineage: Eukaryota; Viridiplantae; Streptophyta; Magnoliopsida; Asterales; Asteraceae
Product: protein DETOXIFICATION 16-like
Exons: 8
Coding region: 1-1404 (467 amino acids)
Biological process (GO): xenobiotic detoxification by transmembrane export across the plasma membrane
Cellular component (GO): membrane
Molecular function (GO): xenobiotic transmembrane transporter activity; antiporter activity
Source: RefSeq, a predicted model, not a curated record